Cinara cedri is the source of this 309-nucleotide messenger RNA. The record is from the annotation of a GenBank genome assembly. Lineage: Eukaryota; Metazoa; Arthropoda; Insecta; Hemiptera; Aphididae.
AUGAAUAUCCGGGAGGACGCGGACGAAAAAAGGUACGGCGGCUGUCGCGCACGAAAUGUUUACGCGUUUUUAGAAAUUACGUAUUCCCGCGUCGUAGUGGCGGAUGUAUGCGAGAAACACGCGGAUACGACCGUCGCCGCCGCCGCCGCCCAGUGUCCCGGUCUCGUCUCCGCUUUCCCAGUGCGGUGGGAGCGACACUGCGGGAAUGCAACAAAACUCGGCAUCUGCAGAGUCGGCGAGUCGACGUUUGGAAAGCGUGAAAUUCGGACGGGCAAAAACUUGGAAAGUGCAAAAAUUCGGAAUUUAUAA